Heterobilharzia americana is the source of this 1584-nucleotide messenger RNA. NCBI's taxonomy places the organism in Eukaryota, Metazoa, Platyhelminthes, Trematoda, Strigeidida, Schistosomatidae. The record is from the annotation of a GenBank genome assembly.
AUGGUAUUACUUGCAUAUGCUCAAGAUAAUGGUUGGUGGCAGAAAGAUAGUCAAAUGAGCAAAGAAGGUGGAGAUAUGGAUGGACAUUUAAGCGGAAAUUUUGUGCCAAAAGCGGUAAAUGAUGGAAACUGUGAUCAUUUGGAAAAAGGUACAUCAAACGAAUUCGAUAUGAUAGACAAGCGAAAGAAUAUUGCGUUAGAUGGAAUAAAAUCACCGACAGACAGAAGAAGAUCUGAAUACUUUGUUUGCAGAAAAUCAUUAGUUGGACAAAGGUUUCGUCAUACAGUCUUGAACAAACUAACUAACCUUGACCAACAUACGAGAAAAGGAACCAUGGAAAUGGAACAGAUGCAUGAGGGUUUGAGUAAUGAAGGGAAAAUAUUUUUCAAUGCUCAUACGUACACAAUACACUUUGGCGCAAAAGAAGUCAUUCUCCCUGUAAUUUUUCAAAGGGGACCAGUGUCUACAAGAGAUGAUGGCAAAAUAAUCAGGACAUCUUUAAAUCAGACUAAACGUGAAUCUGUUUCAGAACAGGACACUUCAAAACAAUCAGUGCAUCAAAAUUCCAAAGAAAAUGAAACAAAUAAUGCUAAGAAGUGUCAUUUAUCUUCACAGUCCUCUUCAACAGUAUUUUACGAAAUCAGAUCUGGAACUGCCAUCCCUGGAUUACAUUAUGUUCAUACUUCUGGAGGACAUAUUCCGUUUGGAAGGUUUGAAAACGAGAGAAGAAUUGUUAUACAAUUAAAUCCCAAUGUACCAAAAGAAUAUACACAUGAAAAGUUGGAUUUCUAUGUUGUUUUGAGUGUUGAAAUUCAUAAAAUAUUGAAGACAGUUCCAGAAGUAAAUAGCAGUUGUGCUACUGACUCGGUGAUAAAUCUAGGGAAUCCGUCUAUAGCUCGAGUUUUUCUGAUACCUGAAGGAGUGCAUAAAUAUUCUUGUUUAGCAUUCAUCACCACCUCAUCAGCUAAUAAUAUCCCCUUGUUUUCUUCAGAAAUAAAUCAUUUUGAAUUCCAGUCAAGUCAUUUUUAUCCAGACCCUGAAGCAUCUACUAUAACAGUUGUGAUCAUUAGGCAGGGAAACUGCGAAACAAAAGAAAAUAUUCAAGUUGUUACAAGGGCUGUCUCUCUAGUUCCUAGCGUUAAUGAAGAUGGAAUUGAAAUACCACUUACGAAAUUGGAGUAUGCUCUUCAUGGGAUAACCUUCUUCUGGAAACUUAUUUGUGCACUGCUUCCCCCAAGAAAGUAUCUAGGAGCCUAUCCAACAUUCAUAACGUCGUUGUUAUUAAUCGGACUUCAAACUGCAUUCAUUGAAGAACUCUCAAAUCUACUUGGUUGCACUGCUGGAAUGAAAACCGCUGUAACUGGUAUCAGCCUUGUAGCAUUGGGUACAUCAUUACCUGACGUAUUUGUUAGUCGAGCAGCUGCUAUAUACGAUAAGAAUGCAGACAACAGCAUUGGAAAUAUCACAGGACUGCAAAUAACUCUUAUGUAUGGAUUUCUCUCUGAAUAUCUGAAUUCGCAUUUGCUAAGGAUUCACCUUCAUUCACAUUACUUCCGAAUAUAUGAAGAACAGUCUACUGGAUGA